This is a messenger RNA of Theileria parva strain Muguga, 1527 nucleotides long. RefSeq lists its product as uncharacterized. Gene Ontology annotation, molecular function: protein binding; RNA binding. NCBI's taxonomy places the organism in Eukaryota, Apicomplexa, Aconoidasida, Piroplasmida, Theileriidae. The record is from RefSeq and is a predicted model, not a curated record. The transcript has 3 exons. Bases 554 to 1360 code for a protein of 268 amino acids.
GUUGUAAUGGAAUAGAUGAGUUUGGUAGCUAAGAGAAUUGAUAUAUCUUGUGUUUGUAAACUCGGAGAUUCAGGCCCCUAGCCCCAACUCUAAUCUAAUAUAUAUUCAUACAUACGCCCUUCCAUAUCUAUCCGAAUACACAUUUAUUAUUCCACAAUGCUCUAAUUAUAACUCUCCAUACCUCUCUACUCAAUAACUAUCCCCCAAAUUCCCUGAUUCUCUAUCGAAUUUUGUUAUCUAUUGAAUUUUUUUCGUUAAAUUAGGAAAUAUUUUUGUGUUAUGUAUUGAAUUUUUUUUGUUAAAUUAGGAAAUAUUUUUGUGUUAAAUUAGGAAAUAUUUUGUAUUUUGUGUUAUUAUCUCAUGUGUUAAAUAUUACACUUUACGGCAGUUCACUGCUCAUUCAAUUCAUUAAUUUUUAUCAAAUUUACAACAAUUUAUCGAAUUUUUACAAGAAAUUAUCGAAUUUUUACAACAAUUUAUCGAAUUUUUCGUCGGAAUUUAUCAAAAUUUUACAACAAAUUGACAAAUUUUACAUCGGAAUUUAUGGAAUUAAAUGGCGGAAUCGACAGUAAACGCUAAAUUAUUCGUCGGCUCCAUACCCUCAAACACCUCCGAAGAGGAGUUGAAGGAGGAGUUAUCGAAGUAUGGUCAAUUGGUAUCUUUAUUUUAUAUGCCGGAUCAGAUGAAGCAGAACAACGGCUGGGCUUUUGUCACUUUCGAAAGUAAUCAAUCCGCCUCCAACGCCAUCGAUGCUCUCAACGGGAAAAUCAUUUUUCAAGGUACAACGGUUGGAUUGGAGGUUGUGUAUGCUUCACAGCGUAGUAUGGUUGAAAAUCAGCCUUCGGUCCCAGCAGUUCCUGCGAGUUCAGUUUUGUGGCAGCAAUUUACCACAGCUGAAGGUGUGCCUUACUAUUACAAUGUGAGAACUGGUCAAACUCAGUGGGAGAAACCGGCAGAGUUAAUGGCCCCGGCGCGUACAGUGGCUGGUGGUUCCUCAUUUGGCCCUCCAGGUGCUAACUUAUUUGUAUUCCACGUGCCGGCAAAUUGGAACGAUUUGGACUUGGUAGAGCACUUUAAACACUUUGGGAAUGUGAUUAGUGCCCGGGUCCAACGUGACUCUGCUGGCAGGAACCGGGGGUUCGGGUUUAUCUCCUACGAUAAUCCCCAGAGUGCCGUGGUCGCCAUCAAGAACAUGAACGGCUUCAGCGUUGGCGGGAAAUACCUCAAAGUACAACUAAAAAAGGGAGAAGAACACUACAUGCAAAUGGAACCCAUACACUACCCACAGUACUCCACACAACUAACCAACCCCAAUAACACACUCACUCCCAAAUAUCAAAUGCACUAUAAUCCCUACUAACUUCUUAUCUCAUUGAGCUUAUCGUAUUAUAGUAUUGAGUUUAUCUCAUUGAGCUUAUCGUAUUAUAGUAUUGAGUUUAUCGUAUUGAGUGUGUGGUGGGUAUAUUAGAGAUUAGUGUGAGAAUGUGGGAAAAUGUACAAUAGUAAAUUGUAAUCUCUUACAAUCUU